Entrophospora candida is the source of this 759-nucleotide messenger RNA. The record is from the annotation of a GenBank genome assembly. Lineage: Eukaryota; Fungi; Glomeromycota; Glomeromycetes; Entrophosporales; Entrophosporaceae.
AUGCAACGUUCUAAAUCUCACACCCCACCAAAUAGAGCACCAUCUGAUAAUGUUAAUCAACGUGUUGGCAUUCCCAUUAAUUCAAACAAUGCUAACACUAACACUAACAACAAUCCCACACCAUCUGUUCCGACUGUUAACAAUAAUUCAACAAUUAACGAUAAUAGAAAUUUACAACAGAAGGGUCUUGAAUGGGUGCUUGGACGAUCAGUUCGAGUCAAAACUUUAUUUGAUGAGGAAUAUGAAGGAGAGAUUUAUGCUUACGAUUUAAGAACUAAUUAUGUUGUUCAAAUUCCAAAUCGUAGAUCAUCAAUCGACAUUUCUACUAAUAAUAAUGCAAUUGUUGCAAAUGGGCAAAAUACAAAAACAUCAACAUCAUUACCUUCACCGACAUUAUCUACUGCAAAUAUAAAUAAUAAUAAUAACAUUUUUUCAACAUUUACUCCUUCGGUAUCUUAUGUUCAAAUGGAUAGAAUUCAAACAAGAGAUCUACAAGCAUAUAAAGAGACACGACUUGCAUUAGCAAGAAUUGGUGUAGGUGUAACACAGGAAGCUCAAGAUAUUUUUGAUGCUUUGAGUAAAACGUUGCCAUGUCGAUGGGCAGAUGAAAAAAUUGUUGUUUUGGACGAGGUUAUUAUUAAUCCACCUUAUGAUCUUGAAAAUUGUAAAGCAAGUUCGAGCGCUUCUGGCUCGCUGGCAAGAGUUCGGAAAGUGCUUGAAGGCGAGAAAAGAAGAUUGGCCAACAUUAGAAAACAAUAA